AUCCAGGCAGCGUGACGUCACGGCAUUUAGCAACCGGCGCGCGGAAGAAGCGGCGCGUUGUCGCUUUAUUUACCGGGAACAUUUUCCCAUUUGAGUCACUAUGGCUUCAGAUGACAUUGCUCAGCUGGCUGAUGCUCUCUCUAAGACCCAUGUUGGUGAUGGAGAGUUGAGCUACAAAGGCCUUGGACUGAAGCUUGACAAUGCAGAAUCAGCGGAGCAGCUGGCCCAAGACAUCAAGCAGUACCAGGGUUUGAGAGCUCUACGCCUAGAAGGAAACACUCUGGGAGUUGAGGCUGCCCAAGCCAUUGCAAAGGCUCUGGAGAACAAAGACAUGCUUCAGAGAUGCUACUGGAGUGACAUGUUCACUGGAAGACUACGCUCUGAAAUCCCACCAGCCCUGAGGUCCAUGGGGAGUGCAAUAUUGAGUGCAGGGGCCAGGCUGACUGAGCUGGACCUGAGUGAUAAUGCUUUUGGGCCAGAUGGUGUCAAAGGAAUCGAGCAGCUGCUUAAGAGCCCCUCCUGCCACACCUUGAGGGAGCUAAAGCUCAACAAUUGUGGUAUGGGGAUUGAUGGAGGAAAGAUCUUGGCUGAAGCCCUGAUUGAGUGCCACAGACAGUCAUCGUCUCUUGGAGCUCCACUUAGACUAAGAGUGUUUAUAGCAGGAAGGAACCGCCUGGAAAAUGAAGGAGCUGGCGCCUUGGCUAAGGCCUUUCAGCUGAUGGGCAGCCUUGAAGAGAUUCACAUGCCCCAGAAUGGAAUAAACUACUCAGGUGUGAUGGCGUUAGCUUCAGCCAUUCGACAUAACCCAGAGCUUCGAGUCCUCAACCUCAAUGACAACACUUUCACCAAGAAGGGCUCGCUGCCCAUGGCACAGGCUCUGAGGCAUCUCAGGAACAUCCAAGUGAUCAAUUUUGGUGACUGUCUGGUCCGUUCUGAGGGAGCUGUCGCCCUCGCUGCAGUCCUGAGGGAAGGACUGCCAAUCCUCAAGGAACUUAAUCUGUCAUUUGGUGAGAUCACUGAAGCAGCAGCACUAGUGGUGGCUCAGGCUGUUGCAGACAAAGCUGAUAUGGAGAAAUUGGAUCUAAACGGUAACUGUCUUGGAGAGGAGGGCUGUGAGGCUUUGAGAGAGGCUAUGGAGAACAUGAACAAAGGAGACAUGCUCGAGUCACUCAGUGAUGAUGAGGGAGAUGAGGAUGAUGAAGAUGACAGUGGAAACGAUGAUGAUGAUGAUGAUGACGAUGAUGAUGAUGUCAGUGAUGACUGCAAUGAAGAGAAUGAAGAGGGCAGUGAAAUCGCAAAGGAAAAUGGUAUAACAACAAAUGGAAAUAGUCCUGUUUCGCCUAACAGUCCUGCGGAGAUCACGUCGUUCCUCAGCUGCCCCUCUGCAGAACAGCUUCUCCAGCUGGGAGAGUUGAGGACAGACCUUCAGCAAGAGGUCGAUGCAUCUGAGCCACAGAAAGCUGCUGAUGUCAUUCUGAAAAUCAGUUCCCUAUACAGUGAAGAUCCCGAGACCAAGACCGCUGUUCUGGAUACUAUCGAUGCAAUGUUGAGGAAGCUCCUCUCUGGCUCCACUCUCCAGUCAUACUGCUUCCUCUCCACACUGCUGGUCAUGAUGGGACUACUCAAGGGAGAGGGGAAGACAAAAAAGGCUUUGCUGGUCCCAGGUCAGCUGCUAUGUUUGGAACAUGCUGUCCAGCAGGAAUACUUCCCUAAGCAUGAUGCCUCAUUGCUUCACAUCUUCCUGUCCAGGAACGGUGGGGUUCUCAAGUCAUGUGGCAGCGCCAGAGAGAGGCUGAGCUCUGCUUUGGAGAGGAGGUGCCAGGAUUAACAUUGAGUUAACUGACUCAGGGGCACACUCUGCACUCACAUUCAGUUUUUUUUACCUUUGAAAAACAAGCAGGGAUGGUUUUUUGGGGGGGGUUUCUAGUCAAAGGCCAAGUCCAACCACUGAUUUCUUCUCCUAACUUUCAUAUUCUAUGAAGGCUUCACAGAGACUGUCCAAGAAUGUCUUAAUUUUUAUUUUUCUACUUGUGUUUGUGACUUAUAUUUUUAUAGAAAAUAGAUACAAAUGCUUAAAAAAGAAAAAGAGUUCACAUCAAUUAGACUUGAGUUUAAUGUGUUUAAAAUGAUUAAUGACUGUAACCUGAAGUGAAGCGAACAUCCUACAUUUAGUAAUUAAUCGAGUUAAAAUUUAUAAAUUUAAAAAAAAUUUAAAAAAAAGACACAAAAGAAUUUAUUUCAGAAACAUGCUUUUAUAUCUGUGGAAAUCUCUGGGUUAACAUAUCAUCAGUGUUUCUGAAAUCAAUUGAGAAAUUUGUAGACGAGAUCCCACCAGUGUGGCAGACGCUGAUACAACUACUGAUUUUUGUGAAAACCUGGUUCAGGAGUGCUAAGACAGAUUGUGAUGCCAACAUUAUUAUAAUCUAUAAGUAAAAUAAAUUAAAAGGUGUUUUUUUAUGUAUUUGAAUAAAUUCUUUGAAGGGAAAGAAGAGCAACUUUAGGGAGAGUUUGUUUACUCACAGCUGUCAUUGUGCUGCUCAUAGGGACCAACCCAUACUGCAGGAUCAUCAUGAUCAGGGACCAGAAUCACUUUUAUUUGCAGUUUCUUAUACGACUUUAUGUUGCACAACGUCCUGUGUAUUACCUCAUAUAGCUCUGUCUGUUGGUGGUAUUAUGAGAAUGGAAUAUAGUAUUUAGAUCACCUGUUUGAUUGUGGAUCUAUUCCUUGAGGAUAACUUUGGUUUACCUUAUUGGUAAUUUGUACCAAAUGUUCUGUCUUAAAUAUAGUUCAUCUAACAA
Messenger RNA from Pelmatolapia mariae (spotted tilapia), 2799 nucleotides. RefSeq names its product Ran GTPase activating protein 1b (gene rangap1b). Gene Ontology annotation, biological process: activation of GTPase activity; nucleocytoplasmic transport; signal transduction. The transcript has 16 exons. Bases 101 to 1828 code for a protein of 575 amino acids. Gene Ontology annotation, cellular component: nucleus; perinuclear region of cytoplasm; cytosol. The record is from RefSeq and is a predicted model, not a curated record. Gene Ontology annotation, molecular function: small GTPase binding; GTPase activator activity. NCBI's taxonomy places the organism in Eukaryota, Metazoa, Chordata, Actinopteri, Cichliformes, Cichlidae.